AUGGUUGAAAUCUUAGAUUGUGGAAUUGGAUUUGAGACAAAAAUUAGCUUGUAUUUAAACUUUGUCAAGCAGUCUUUGGUGGCUCAAGCUAGAGCAUCUAAGUUUGAAGUUGAGGUAGAUAGGCAAUAUUUGCCUGAAAUUGCCCCCUAUGACGACGUACUUGCCACCAAACGCCGCGGUCAGGGUAUUCCAGAUGAAGGUCUUGCUAGUGCCCCCGUAACCAUAAAUAAAGUAGAACCCAUUGGUUAUCCUAUUAACCGUAUUGAGGACUUCGUGGAAUAUCUUUCUUUGCUCAUCUCCGCCAUAAAGUCAAUGCAGCAUGAAAUUAGUGACAAGAUCAAACAGUAUCGAGUAUGUGCCCUUGUCAGGUUCUGUAUCCAUGAGAGGGUGGGGAUAUUGUGUUGGAUGGUUUUUGGAAACGGAGUGUUUAAGUCCCCCAUACUUUGUGGAGAGUGCUACAAGUUUGAGGCUAAACAUCCUUGUCAAAAUAUCGAGUCGAUCAGAUGGGCUAAGCUUGUGUUUCUGGCAGAAUCUUGUUAUCGUAGCCAUGCUGAAUUGCAGGUUUGGGGGUGUGAUAACAUGGCUCUUAAACUUCUCCUGAGAAGAAAUAGCUCUGCUGUGGUUGAGAUUGCUCAGCAAACAAAGCUCUUUAAAUUCAUUGGCAGAGCUUCCUAUCGUAAAUCAGAGUCAAACUUGUACCUUUUGGAUUCAACAGUUUCAGAUAUGGAGAAGAGUAUAUAUACAAUUUUGACUAUCGACCGUUGGGAGUCACUGAAUUUUAUGAAAUACAGAUUGACUGCCCUCAGACCUGUUCAUGGAAGGUUAGCUCUGAAAUUUCUUAAAUGGGUCAUCAGGCAACCUGGUUUGGAGCUCAAUCAUGUUACCAAUAUAGUGUGCACUACAACACACAUACUAGUUAGAGCUCGAAUGUACAGCUUUGCUAAGUCUGCUUUAAAACAUCUUUUACACAUGCCCAUUGGUUUUAACUCUGUAUUUUAUGGCCUGAUGGAAACAUACCCCUUUUGCAAUUCAAGCCCAGCUGUUUUUGACCUCCUAAUUAGGGUUUGUUUACGGGAAGGGAUGGUUGGAGAUGCUGUAUAUACUUUCAAAUUGAUGGGACUACGUGGGUUAAAGCCAUCUAUGUCCACUUGCAACAUGGUGCUAGGGUCAUUGGUAAAAGACCAGAAAGUUGAAUUGUUUUGGUCUUUUUUCAAAGAAAUGCUGGCCAGUAGGUUUCAUCCCGAUGUUGCUACACUGAACAUAUUGUUAAAUGUUUUAUGUGAAGAAGGGAAGUUUAAAAGUGCUGGUUAUCUGUUAAAGAAAAUGGAAGACAGUGGUUAUUUUCCAACUGUAUUUACAUAUAAUACUCUGCUGAAUUGGUAUUGCAAGAAAGGAAGGUAUAAAGCAGCGUCUGAACUGAUUGACCACAUGGCCUCAAGGGGCAUCAUAGCAGAUGUUUGUACAUAUAAUGUUUUCAUUGAUAGUUUGUGUAGGGAUGGAAGGAGUGCAAAAGGUUAUCUAUUACUGAAAAGGAUGAGAAUGAAUGAUGUAUAUCCUAAUGCGAUUACUUAUAAUACACUGAUUAACGGCUUUGUUAAGGAGGGGAAGAUUCAAGUUGCUACUUGUGUUUUUGAUGAGAUGUCAUUACUUAAUUUAUCACCAAACUCCAUCACUUACAAUAUUUUAAUUGAUGGGCAUUGUAGGGAGGGUAAUAUUGGUGAAGCAUUGAGACUUUUGGAUUUGAUGGAAUCACAAGGCCUACGACCUAAUGAAAUGACUUAUGGGGCACUUCUGAAAGGGUUAUCCAGGCAUGCUGAAUUUGGCCUAGUUUCCAGUAUUCUGGAGAAAAUGAGGUUGAAUGGAUUGAGACCUAAGUGUAUAAGUUAUACAGCAAUUAUUGAUGGUAUGUGUAAAAAUGGUUUACUAAAUGAAGCUGUGCUGGUGCUAAAUAAUAUGUUGAAAGAUUCUAUAGACCCUGAUGUUGUCACAUUUUCAGUGCUUAUAAAUGGGUUUUUAAAGGUGGGGAAGAUAAAUAAUGCAAAGGAGAUAAUGUGUAAAAUGUAUAAGGCAGGAAUUGUGCCAAACUGCAUUCUGUACUCAACAUUAAUAUACAACUAUUGCAAAACGGGGAACACAAGAGAGGCUUUAAAUGCAUAUGCAGUGAUGAAUCGCAAAGGUCAUGUUGCAGAUCACUUUACAUGCAAUGUGUUGGUUGCCAGUCUUUGUAGAAGUGGAAAAGUUCGAGAGGCUGAGUAUUUCAUGCAUCACAUGAGUAGGAUGGGUCUUGAUCCCAACUGCAUUACUCUUGAUUGUAUCAUAAAUGGUUAUGCGGUUUUGGGUGAUGCGUUAAAAGCCUUUUCUUUGUUAGAUGAAAUGAUUACUAUUGGCCAUUUUCCAAGCCAUUUUACAUUUGGGAGUCUAUUGAAAGGACUUUGCAUCGGUGGACAUAUUAAUGAGGCAAAAAGCCUCUUGCAUAGACUUCACUGCCAACCUUCUGCAAUUGAUACUGUUUCUUACAAUACAUUACUUUCUGAGAUGUGUAGAUCAGGAAAUUUGUUGGAUGCAAUUGGUCUCUUAAAUGAGAUGGUGAUGAAUAAUUUGCUUCCUGACAGUUACACAUAUACUAGUCUUAUUGCUGGGCUAUGCAGGAAUGGUAAAUUAGCUGCUGCACUCAUUUUGUCAGAGAAAGCAAUGGAAAAAGGAUUACUAACACCAAAUCCUGCUGUAUACACUGCGUUAGUUAGUGGUUUAUUUAAGGCAGGUCAUUCUAGAGUUGCUUUGUUUACUUUUGAAGAGAUGCUGAACAAUGGUGUUAAGCUCGACACUAUUGCAUUCAAUGUGGUUCUGGAUCAUUAUUCAAAGAUGGGACAAAUGGUUGAGGCAAAUAAUAUCCUUUCAGACAUGAGGAGCAGAAAUUUAUCUUUCAGUUUGGCUACUUACAACAUUCUUCUGCAUGGAUAUGCCAAGACGCAUGCCAUGACAAAUUGUUUUAGGGUAUAUAAAGACAUGAUCAGACAAGGUUUUCUACCUGAUAGGUUAACAUGGCAUUCUCUUAUUCUUUGUUUGUCUGAUGCAUUGGAAGUUGCUGUAAAAUUUUUGAAAAGCAUGACAAUUGAUGGUUUAGUAGCUCAUACUUAUACUUUUAACAUGCUUAUUACCAAGUUAUGUGGAAAGGAUGAGAUAAAAUUGGCAUUUGAUGUGGUAGAUCUAAUGGAACGGCUAGGAGUUACGUGUAGUGUUGAUACAUACAAUGCCCUUUUCAAUGGACUAGUUAGAGUUUCCGCUUUUAGGGGAGCCCAUCGUAUUCUGCAUUCCUUGUUGGAAAUUGGAUGUAUUCCUACAUGUAGACAGUAUGUCACUUUAAUAAAUGGCAUGUGUAGAGUGGGAAAUGUACAGGGAGCAAUGAGGCUAAAGGAUGAGAUGAAAACACUUGGUGUCUGCUCUUAUGAUGUUGCUGAGAGUGCAAUUGUUAGGGGGCUUGCAUCCUCUGGGAAUAUUGAAGAUGCCAUUCUAGUUCUUGAUUUCAUGCUUCGAAGUCAGAUGAUUCCCACUGUUGCUACUUUCACUACUCUGAUGCACAUUUGUUGCAAAGAAGGUAACCUUGAGAAGGUUUCUUACCUGAGAAGUAUAAUGGAGUGCUGUAGUAUGAAGCUUGAUGUAGCUGCGUACAAUGUUCUUAUUUCUGGCUUUUGUGCCAAUGGUGAUGUUAUGGCUGCUUUCAAACUUUAUGAAGAAAUGAAGCAAAGGCAUCUGUGGCCCAAUUUAUCAAUUUACACGGUUCUUAUUUGUUCUGCCUGUGAUGGAAAUUUUAACGUUGAAAAGGAAAAGCUUUUAAAGGAUUUACAGGAUAGAGGAUUGGUACCUUUGGAUUGGUCUGGAGGCACGAAUCGAUUGAAUGAGUUUUUGAUGAUUGCCUGGAAAAAGUUGAAUUUCUUGAGGCAUAAUAGAGGGAGAAAACGAUGAGCAACUAAGCAUAAAGUUAACAAUUUGCUUGACUCAUCAUAUGCAGCCUUUCCUUCGUCAAUAAUGCAAAUUGGCAGAGGAGGAUGAGAUGAUAAUUUCAUGAUGGUACUACUGGCGUGCUGUAUUAAUUAGUCUCAGGUUAACCUGCUGAUUUACAGCAUGUAAGAGUUCCUCAUGUAUCUAUCUGUAGGCAUCUGGAGGACAGACUAGUAGUCUUUAGCUGGCAGAUUCUUGUUUGGAGAUGCCGAAUACAGUUUCAGGAGUCCAUGCAGAAUCUCAGUAAUUAUACACGGUUUAAAUUUGGUUGACAGUGAUGGAAAAGGGCUAGUGUUUUGUGACUGUUAAAGAUUUAGUUGGAAAGGAGAUUGAUGCUUGUGAUUGCUCUACACUCCAGCAACUUAAGCAGUUAAGCUCAAGACAAAGAGGAAUCGAAGAGUCUAAUCAUGAGAGCAGUUCCAUUAGAGAAGCUAUGGCAAAGACAUGUUGGAGUAAUGUUCUAAGCCGAUCUUAUUUUGGAAAGGGAGAGGCCGUUAGAAGUUCUGUAAACUUGCAUGCAUUAAGGUUACUUUCUUCAUGAUGAUCAUACUUGAUCCUUUGGUUACAUUUAUUCAUACUGUGUUUGUUGUGUU
Neltuma alba is the source of this 4592-nucleotide messenger RNA. RefSeq names its product pentatricopeptide repeat-containing protein At5g55840. The transcript is spliced from 10 exons. Gene Ontology annotation, molecular function: protein binding. NCBI's taxonomy places the organism in Eukaryota, Viridiplantae, Streptophyta, Magnoliopsida, Fabales, Fabaceae. The record is from RefSeq and is a predicted model, not a curated record. The coding region runs from base 1 to 3963 and encodes 1320 amino acids.